CACUUUGGACGGCAGCUUCCCACCAGCAAAGACCACACCGCGGGAGCCGAGCCCCGAGCCAGCUGGGAAACAUGAGGAGCCUCCUGCUGCUGAGCACGCUCCUGGUACCUGUGCACCUGGCCACGGUCUGGAGCACCAAGUAUGCGGUGGAUUGCCCUGAACACUGUGACAGCACUGCGUGCAAAAGCAGCCUGCGCUGCAAGAGGACAGUGCUGGACGACUGUGGCUGCUGCCGGGUGUGCGCUGCGGGGCUGGGAGAAACCUGCUACCGCACAGUGUCAGGCAUGGAUGGCGUGAAGUGUGGCCCGGGGCUGAGGUGUCAGUUUUACAGUGAGGAGGAUGAUUUUGGUGACGAGUUUGGUAUCUGCAAAGACUGUCCCUACGGCACCUUCGGGAUGGAAUGCAAGGAGACCUGCAAUUGCCAGUCGGGCAUAUGUGACAGGGCGAACGGCAAAUGUCUGAAAUUUUCCUUCUUCCAAUAUUCAGUAGCCAAGUCUUCCAACAGGCAAUUUGUUUCUUACACAGAGCAUGACAUGGCAUCAGGAGAUGGCAAUGCUGUGAGAGAAGAAAUUGUGAAAGAGAACGCUGCCCGGUCUCCUGUAAUGAAAUGGUUAAAUCCACGCUGAUCCUGGAGGGAUUUCCAAGAGAAGGCUUUAUGAUUGUCCAACACGCAACCAACGUUUUAGGAAUUGUCUAGAUUAUAGCAUGUGGACAUGUAAUUUUUGGAGACCAAAUGUGAUUCAGGGUGUAUCCAGAAAAAAAAAAGUAGUAGGCUACUUACAAUCUGUAAAAUGCAUAUGACUGAACUUUUUAGAUAUUUGUCAAAUAUUUGAAUGCAUAUAGAUUUGUUAAAUGUGUGUGUAUGGUAACACUGAAGAACUAAAAAUGCAAUGUAGAUAAUCUUACAUGGAGGCAGGUCAGCCAAAGAGAAAGUGAGUCAAAGCUGAAGACCCCAGAAAGUCCACGUUUUUCGACUUGGAUGUACAUUAAUGUUGGGAUACAAGAUGGAGGAAGAGUUAGGAGCAAGAGAAGGUGAGGGUGGAGUUGGGAAGUA
Galeopterus variegatus (Sunda flying lemur) is the source of this 1054-nucleotide messenger RNA. It is a transcript of the gene ESM1, whose product is annotated as endothelial cell-specific molecule 1. NCBI's taxonomy places the organism in Eukaryota, Metazoa, Chordata, Mammalia, Dermoptera, Cynocephalidae. The transcript has 3 exons. The record is from RefSeq and is a predicted model, not a curated record. Gene Ontology annotation, cellular component: extracellular region. Bases 72 to 626 code for a protein of 184 amino acids.